Diaporthe citri is the source of this 1083-nucleotide messenger RNA. RefSeq lists its product as uncharacterized. The coding region runs from base 1 to 1083 and encodes 360 amino acids. The record is from RefSeq and is a predicted model, not a curated record. The transcript has 2 exons. Lineage: Eukaryota; Fungi; Ascomycota; Sordariomycetes; Diaporthales; Diaporthaceae.
AUGCCUGAACCAGACACUAUCGAAGCGCGUGAGUCACCCGGGGGCCCUCCCCCGGGAGUGGGCGCGUUCGCCAAGCGCCGCUGGUCCAAGGCCCAUCCGCCCUCGGACCCAGCCGUCUCCUUCGCGGGCAAGGUGGUCCUCGUGACGGGCGCGAACACGGGGCUGGGCUACCAGGCCGCCGUCAAGUACGCCGCGCUGGGCGCCGAGCGGCUGAUCCUCGCCGUGCGCACCGCCGACAAGGGCGAGGACGCCAGGCGCCGCAUCGUCGAGCAGACGGGCUGCGCGGCCGACAGGAUCGCGGUGCUCGCCGUCGACCUCUCCGACUUUGCCUCGGUGCGGGCGUUUUGCCACGCCCUGGGGGAGACGACGCGCACCCUCGACGUCGCCCUGCUCAACGCGGGCCUGGGCCGGCCCGCCUACACGACGUCUGCUGCGGGCUGGGAGAUGGCGGUGCAGGUCAACGUGCUGUCGACGGCGCUCAUGGCCGUGCUGCUGCUGCCCCUCCUCCGGGCGACCGCCGCGGCGAGGCCUGCGGGCGCGACGCCGCCGCACCUGACCUUUGUCAACAGCAACGGCCACGACAUGGUGCAGAGGGAGUGGCUUGGCGAGGACCAGAGCCUCCUCCGGGCGGCGAACAAGGAGGACGGGUGGGUCGACAACAGGAGCUACGCCACAGUCAAGCUGAUUGGUAUGGCCGUCAUGCUGGCUGUCGCCCGGGCGUCGGCUGGUGACACGGGCCCGGACUCGAGCCCUCAGCGGCCGCAGGUCAUAGUCAACGCCGUCUGUCCGGCCCUGUGCAGGACCGAUCUGGGCCGCAACUACGGCUGGCUUGCCAAGAGGGUCGGCAUGCCCAUAUUCUACGGCCUGUUUGCUCGCACUGCUGAGGAGGGCUCGCGGUCCCUCGUCAGUGCGACCGCCCUGGGCCCCGAGAGCCACGGACGGUUCUGGCAUCAUGACAUCCUGUAUCCGCUGGGUGAUUUGGCCAAGGACGAGGCUCUCAUGGAGCAAACGUGGACAGAGGUCUUGGCCGUCAUCGCGAAGGAGGACCCCAGAGUCGGACAAAUUUUGGGGAGGGUGGAUUGA